Messenger RNA from Impatiens glandulifera, 1603 nucleotides. RefSeq names its product integrin-linked protein kinase 1-like. NCBI's taxonomy places the organism in Eukaryota, Viridiplantae, Streptophyta, Magnoliopsida, Ericales, Balsaminaceae. The record is from RefSeq and is a predicted model, not a curated record. Gene Ontology annotation, molecular function: ATP binding; protein binding; protein kinase activity. Gene Ontology annotation, biological process: protein phosphorylation. The transcript is spliced from 11 exons. Bases 58 to 1359 code for a protein of 433 amino acids.
UUUUGUAGCUAUCUAUCUGAAUCUGAAUUUGAUCUGUAAGAAAGAAAGAAGAGAAAUAUGAGUGGUAGUGAAGGAAGUCCGACUGUCGACGGCGCCGGCCAUUCUUCUUCCGCUUCCGUGGAAAAGAAGAAGAAGGAUAAGGCUAGGGUGAGCAGGACAUCGCAGAUAUUAUGGCACGCGCAUCAAAACGAUCCCUCAGCUGUCAGGAAGCUCUUGGAAGAAGAUCCAACGCUCGUAACCGCUAGGGAUUACGAUAAACGAACACCUCUCCACGUCGCCUCCCUCCAUGGCUGGAUCGACGUUGCCAAAUGCUUGCUUGAGUUCAGAGCCGAUGUUAAUUCUCAGGAUCGUUGGAGGAACACGCCUUUAGCAGAUGCUGAAGGAGCCAAGAAGCACAGCAUGGUUGAGUUGUUAAAGUCCUACGGUGGAAAUUCCUAUGGACAAAAUGGAAGUCAUUUUGAAGCAAAGCCUGUCGCUCCACCUCUACCCAACAAGUGUGAUUGGGAAAUUGAUCCUUCUGAAUUGGACUUCUCACUAGCCCAUGUCAUUGGAAAGGGGUCUUUUGGUGAGAUAGUAAAGGCAAGCUGGCGUGGAACACCAGUAGCUAUCAAACGUAUUCUUCCAAAUCUAUCCGAUGAUAAAUUGGUGAUUCAGGACUUCAGGCAUGAGGUGAAUUUACUGGUAAAGCUUCGUCAUCCUAAUAUUGUUCAAUUCUUAGGAGCCGUGACUGACAAAAAGCCUCUAAUGUUAAUAACUGAGUAUCUACGUGGGGGUGAUCUUCAUCAGUACUUGAAGGAGAAAGGCCCACUUAGUCCAUCAGUUGCCAUUAAUUUUGCACAAGAUAUUGCUAGAGGCAUGGCUUAUCUUCAUAACGAACCAAAUGUCAUAAUUCACAGAGACCUGAAGCCAAGGAACGUUCUUCUAGUCAACACUAGUGCAGAACACUUGAAAGUUGGGGACUUUGGAUUAAGCAAACUCAUUAGGGCAGAAAAAGCUCAUGAUGUCUAUAAACUGACUGGAGAAACUGGAAGCUAUCGUUAUAUGGCUCCUGAAGUAUUUAAGCACAGAAAGUACGACAAGAAGGUUGAUGUUUUCUCCUUCGCAAUGAUUCUAUAUGAGAUGCUUGAAGGCGACCCACCAUUGUCAAACAUGGAACCUUAUGAAGCAGCAAAAUGUGUAUCUGAAGGACAAAGGCCCAGCUUCAGGGCAAAAGGAUAUACUUCUGAGUUGAAAGAGUUAACAGAACAGUGUUGGGCUGCAGAUAUGAGUCAGAGACCAUCUUUCUUAGAGAUUCUUAAGCGACUCGAAAAGAUUAAGGAAAGCUUACCAUCAGAUCAUCACUGGAACAUAUUUUCUUGAUUGGUUUGGUUCAUUGAAACCUAAGAUGUGACAAAUAUUUAAACAUUUCCUAAUCUAGUUAUAUAUAUCUUCAUCCUGAUUUAUCUCCUCUUCCUCAUGAUUCCAGCAGCUGAUGAGUGAGUGCUAAAUGGACCAGUAAAUUCAAAUUGCAUGUUUUGUUUCCUUGCUUAAGAUAAGCAUCCUCCCUUGAUCAAUGUAAAAUGUUUAUAUGUUUUAUGAUACAACUUAUUAGUUAUUACUGCUG